GGUCGGGUGCGCGGCGGGAGGGGUCGGCGGGCGGCCCCUCCCCCUGCCAGGUCCGGGCGAGCGCCUGGAGCCGCCAGAGUUUCCGCACCCGGGAGGGAGAUGCGGCCGGGGCUCAGGCUCCUUGCAGAUUCCUAACCAGCAUAAUGCUGGAGCCGGGAGCCACCAACCUGCAGUUUUCAGAAUGGCCGUGUUGGACACUGAUUUGGAUCACAUUCUUCCAUCAUCUGUUCUUCCUCCAUUCUGGGCUAAGUUAGUAGUGGGAUCGGUUGCCAUUGUGUGUUUUGCACGCAGCUAUGAUGGAGACUUUGUCUUUGAUGACUCAGAAGCUAUUGUUAACAAUAAGGACCUCCAAGCAGAAACGCCCCUUGGGGACCUGUGGCACCAUGACUUCUGGGGCAGUAGACUGAGCAGCAACACCAGCCACAAGUCCUACCGGCCUCUCACCGUCCUGACUUUCAGGAUUAACUACUACCUCUCGGGAGGCUUCCACCCCGUGGGCUUUCACAUGGUCAACAUCCUCCUGCACAGUGGCAUCUCUGUCCUCAUGGUGGACGUCUUCUCGGUUCUGUUUGGCGGCCUGCAGUACACCAGUAAAGGCCGGAGGCUGCACCUCGCCCCCAGGGCGUCCCUGCUGGCCGCGCUGCUGUUUGCUGUCCAUCCUGUGCACACCGAGUGUGUUGCUGGUGUUGUCGGCCGUGCAGACCUCCUGUGUGCCCUGUUCUUCUUGUUAUCUUUCCUUGGCUACUGUAAAGCAUUUAGAGAAAGUAACAAGGAGGGAGCGCAUUCUUCCACCUUCUGGGUGCUGCUGAGUAUCUUUCUGGGAGCAGUGGCCAUGCUGUGCAAAGAGCAAGGGAUCACCGUGCUGGGUUUAAAUGCGGUAUUUGACAUCUUGGUGAUAGGCAAAUUCAAUGUUCUGGAAAUUGUCCAGAAGGUACUACAUAAGGACAAGUCAUUAGAGAAUCUCGGCAUGCUCAGGAACGGAGGCCUCCUCUUCAGAAUGACCCUGCUCACCUCUGGAGGGGCUGGGAUGCUCUACGUGCGCUGGAGGAUCAUGGGCACGGGCCCGCCGGCCUUCACCGAGGUGGACAACCCGGCCUCCUUUGCUGACAGCAUGCUGGUGAGGGCCAUAAACUACAAUUACUACUAUUCAUUGAAUGCCUGGCUGCUGCUGUGUCCCUGGUGGCUGUGUUUUGAUUGGUCAAUGGGCUGCAUCCCCCUCAUUAAGUCCGUCAGCGACUGGAGGGUAAUUGCACUUGCAGCACUCUGGUUCUGCCUAAUUGGCCUAAUAUGCCAAGCCCUGUGCUCUGAAGACGGCCACAAGAGAAGGAUCCUUACUCUGGGCCUGGGAUUUCUCGUUAUCCCAUUUCUCCCCGCGAGUAACCUGUUCUUCCGAGUGGGCUUCGUGGUCGCGGAGCGUGUCCUCUACCUCCCCAGCGUUGGGUACUGUGUGCUGCUGACUUUUGGAUUCGGAGCCCUGAGCAAACAUACCAAGAAAAAGAAACUCAUUGCCGCUGUCGUGCUGGGAAUCUUAUUCAUCAACACGCUGAGAUGUGUGAAGCGCAGCGGCGAGUGGCGGAGUGAGGAACAGCUUUUCAGAAGUGCUCUGUCUGUGUGUCCCCUCAAUGCUAAGGUUCACUACAACAUUGGCAAAAACCUGGCUGAUAAAGGCAACCAGACAGCCGCCAUCAGAUACUACCGGGAAGCUGUAAGAUUAAAUCCCAAGUAUGUUCAUGCCAUGAAUAAUCUUGGAAAUAUCUUAAAAGAAAGGAAUGAGCUACAGGAAGCUGAGGAGCUGCUGUCUUUGGCCGUUCAAAUACAGCCAGACUUUGCUGCUGCGUGGAUGAAUCUAGGCAUAGUGCAGAAUAGCCUGAAACGGUUUGAAGCAGCAGAGCAAAGUUACCGGACGGCAAUUAAACACAGAAGGAAAUACCCAGAUUGUUACUACAACCUCGGGCGUCUGUAUGCAGAUCUCAAUCGCCACGUGGAUGCCUUGAAUGCAUGGAGAAAUGCCACCGUGCUGAAACCAGAGCACAGCCUGGCCUGGAACAACAUGAUUAUACUCCUCGACAAUACAGGUAAUUUAGCCCAAGCUGAAGCAGUUGGAAGAGAGGCACUGGAAUUAAUACCUAAUGAUCACUCUCUCAUGUUCUCGUUGGCAAACGUGCUGGGGAAAUCCCAGAAAUACAAGUCUGUAAACUGCUGGAAUUUCUAUUAAGGGGACAGAACCCAGAGUUCGUUUGGCUUCCAGUUCACGUUGUUCUUCCUCCCCCACCCCCAAGUAAAGUAGAAAAUAUUCUGUAAAGCAGAAUGGAGAAAUCAGCUUCCUCUUUCUCUACACAUUUUGCAUUUUAAUUAUCAAGGCCAAAGCACUGGGCCUAACUUAAGGAAACAGAAGGUGAAAUCUGAAACACAGAACUCACGAUGAGAUCUUCAGGAGCUACCAAGUGGGGGGACGUGAUGUGACUUCCUGAGCCAUGGCAUCAGCCACCAAGCAAGAAUUCCAUGUAUUUUUUUAGUUAAGGGUUUGAAUUUUAAGCAACUGUUUAGGUUUUCCUCUUCUAAUGCAAAAAUGAUACCGGUUGCUAAUGGUCAGCUGCAUCCCUGGCACUGCUUGUUUCAGGAUGUAGUGAGGGGACGUGUUUCCUCGCAGAGCACUGGGCAGGAUGUCCCAGAGAAGAGGGGAUGUGGUGAGUUGCAGGGCUGGGUGAACAGACCCUCCAGCCCAGCUAUCUUGAUGGCAGGGCAGGUGUCUGCUCCCUGACAACUCACUUUUUACCCAAGCACUUGCUGUUUUAUUUAUCAUGCACUUGGUAAAUCUCCUCAGAGAGCCUGGAGGCUUCUUGAGGUUGGAGCCGAGCCUUUGGUCCCGGUUUUGUAUCUCCAUUGCUGUCGGGCAGUUACGAAGCACCCAGUUAAGUAGUUGUAAAAUGAUCAAAUGCAUCUCUCAUUUGGCCCUGAAACGUUCAGGCUUCCAGAACCUAUUUUGAGAUGUUGAUAUGCAGAGUGAGUGUUCUCAUUAUAUCUGCGUGGCUCUAAGCACCUUUUUAUUCUAUCUGAGCAGCCCUUCUUAAAACCUAACAGCAGUCACUUAGCCUCUCUGGGUCUCAGUUUGUUCAUCUAUAAAAUGGAGAUAGUUAUCUGCCCAACCUCUUGACAAGGUGAUACAAAAAAAUGCACAACAACAUAAUUUGCAACUAUCAAAUGGUUAAUAUGUAUAUGUAUAUAUGUAUGGGUGUGUGUGUGUGUAUAUAUAUAUAUAUUUAGUUUAGUGAGCAUUCAAUCAUUCAGUGAAUCUCUAGGGAUCAUUAGAAUGUAUUAAAAUUUAUAUUACUUCUUGCCAUUUAAUUUCCAGUUUCAAGCUAAUGUGGUAAAGCAAAAAUACAAAAGUAAUGUUUUUCAGUGCUUAAAUCAUUGCUUCCUGUGUUGAUUUCUUUUUCUGUAGUGCUAAUUCCAGUGGCCCUGUAGCUUAAGUGCAGGUUAUGUUGACAGAGUCAGUUUCCUAAGCUCCAGACAUUUAUGUCACACCUUUAUGAUAUUUUUUUGCCACAUCUAGAUAUUACCUUAUUUACUUGACAUUUUUAUUUAAAUAGAUUUUUAACACGAAUAUAUUUAAAGGAGAAACAACGCAUCAUUACUAUAAAUACAGGGUAACUGAAAGUGAAAUAAUCAUACUAAAUCCCAGCUAGAUACUAUUGCUGGCCAAGGCUCUGAGCUCUCUUAGCUUCAAGGAGAGAUUGGCCGGUAUGUUAGAGGGUGGGGCCCACACACCACCACGACCAAGUGCAGACUUCAGCCCCAAUGCAAUCAGAAGGAAGGAGGGAGAAUAGAGAAUAACUCUCUUCCUGUGUGAUUCAUGGUUUCAACUUCACAUCAGAUCUCCCAUGUUACCCUUCCUAUUCUAGCGGAGGCACAGUGGCCCCUGUGCCCCAGAGCACUCUUGGGUGGCUGCUGUGGCUGAAAUGACCUCCGUCCACCCAGGCUUCCUCGCCUAGACAUAGAGACUAGCGCUUGUUCCUACCUAGAGACAUAAUUUGCAAGGCUUUCUCAGUCCUACACCUUUGUUAAAUACAUUUUGUCUAAUAUGCUUCAGAACAUAAUACCUUAUUUUUCCCCUUUCUGUUCAGAAAAAAAAUAUCCCCAACUCUAAAUGUGAGUUUAUUGGUUCAUUGGCAUUAAAUCGGCUCAUUGCCUGGGUCUUUAGUCAUCCAGAGACCUCCACAGAAGAUCAAUUUAUAAACAGUUCACUGCUUUCCUGAAUGAGGCCAUUAGAAGGCUGAUUUAAUAGAUGAACAUUUCAUGGGCUUUGAAUACUCACAGAUGCUGCGUUCUAAAGAGGCCCCUCCAACCCCACUCCCAGGCCCAGGUACAGGCCCAGGGGCUGCCCCCGUGACUUGGAUAGAGCCAGGCCGACCCACCCACACCUCCUCUCAAACCAUCUCUUCCUCCUGACACCCCUUCUUUUGUCCACAUGCUGUCGUGUUUUUGUUGCCCUGGCUUGGAAAUCUUGACUCAUUUUUCCUCCUUUGUCCCCCUGGCCCAGUGCUCUCUGCCUGUUAUUCCUCAUCCCUGUUCCUUCACACCGGCCUCCUCCUCACCCUGCAGAGUUUGGGUCCAGCCCUUGCUGACAGCAGUGGCCCUCUAACAAGGUGUCAGAUCUGAGCCCUUCCCUGUCUUCAGCACCACUGUGUCCCCCAAAUUGCUGACUCCUCAAUGUCCUGAAUGAUGUUCAUCCUCACAGGCAUCUGAGAACUUAGCUGAAUGAAUAAAUGAAUUUAGCAACACUAGAAAACUCCUAGCUUUUUAUCCCUAAGCCAUUUCUCUCUAGUUAACACUACUUCAUUUACAGGUUGGGAAGCAUUUUUAAGUACAUGUGGUUCCCUGGCCUUCGUAUGUCUCAAGUUUUAGGUUUUAAAUGGAAAUGUUUGAAAAUCAUCAGAAACAGCCCAGAGAGUCAGAAACCACUGCAAAACUACACAACCCAUUUGACUUUUUUUCUGCAGCCUUCCUGAUACGGCCGGAGUCUUGACCCUCUUGGAAGGAGUUUCAGCCCCUGAAACUUGGAAUGUAGACACUACACUGACUUUGAACUGACAUCCCAUAUGUUGUCCUGAUGUCUUUCUUAAGUCCCUCUUGGAUGACAUUUCUAAAAUAUAAAUGUUUCUCUGCCAGCUCUGUCCGAAAGGUCAUGGUUUUGGAGAUGGUCCCCCACAUUCUCAGCCAAUUUCUCAGGGGUACCACAGGCCAUACAGGGCAAAGGAACUGGUGGUCUUGCACAUUAUAAAAUGCACAGUCCCAGAUAUGGGAAGCCCACCUGGAAAAAAUUCAUGUAUGACCCAGGUAGAAGGCACAAAAACUAUCCUCACACCAACAAAUUUGUUUGGUUAAGCUCAAUGUGUGAUACCGAUUUUUUUUUUUUUUUUUUUUGAGACAGAGUCUUGCUCUCUUGCCCAGGCUGGAGUGCAGUGGCACAGUCUCGGCUCACCGCAAUCUCCACCUCUUGGAUUGGAGCAAUUCUCCUGCCUCAGCCUCCCAAGUAGCUGGGAUUACAGGCACGUACCACCACACCUGGCUAAUUUUUGUAUUUUUAGUAGAGACGGGUUUUCACCAUGUUGACCAGGCUGGUCUCGAACUCCUGACUUCAAGUGAUCUGCCCACCUUGGCUUCCCAAAGUGUUGGGAUUACAGGCAUGAGCCACCAUGCCCAGCAUGUGAUACUGAUGAAAGCAUGCUCCCCUUAAGGAAUGUGAAGGUGGAUGGAGUGAACAGCGCCCCCAGGGCACAUGUCAAUAAAAACAGGUUAGGCGUCUUUAUUUCUCAGCAUUAUGGUAGAAGGGACCAGCCAGCCAUCAGUUUUUAGCAGUGAUCAGGGUAGGAAGACACUUUGCCCUGCCUCUUAGGGGCCAGGUUGGAAGUGAGUAUGACUUGGAAGAAAUGCAAGGCUGUACAAGAAUCGAUUCACACCCAUCAGGGGCAUUUGGUCAUGGUCAUGUGCAGUACUGUGACAAUGUAGUUGACAGGUGGCCAUUCCUUCCUCUUUUCUGCGCAUUCUUUCCAGAUGGAUGGGGCUGCUUCUGGGCGGCCCAGAGUGUUGUAGGUUCUUGAGGGAGAGGAAAUGGGCCUCAACUGCUACCCCAAGAGCUCUGGAAAUGGCAUUGGCAUGGGUGUGCUCCACGGCUCAGCCUUCUCCUGUUCCCUGGGCCUCCUGUCGUCAUCACGCACCCUGACCUGGGCGACUUGCAUAACAUUACAGAAGUCCAACCACUGCAGGGAGGCAGGUGGUGGCACUCACGAACAUGUUCAUCCCCUCUCUGCGGCCACCACUCCCUCCCACUGCCGCUUGUCAGCCUCUCUUUGGCAGAGCGUGGCCCCGCUGGGCCUUCCGAGUGUUUCUGGAGGAAUGCAUUGAUACAAAAGGAGGAGGUUAAAAGUUUGAAAACCGUAGGUGAUAAAACUGGGAACUGCUUUUGCUUCAUGUACAAUAAAUAUCUUCCUUUUUAUGUUUCU
This is a messenger RNA of Gorilla gorilla gorilla (western lowland gorilla), 6503 nucleotides long. RefSeq names its product transmembrane O-mannosyltransferase targeting cadherins 4 (gene TMTC4). Gene Ontology annotation, cellular component: endoplasmic reticulum. The transcript has 17 exons. Gene Ontology annotation, biological process: endoplasmic reticulum unfolded protein response; protein O-linked glycosylation via mannose. The record is from RefSeq and is a predicted model, not a curated record. Bases 182 to 2215 code for a protein of 677 amino acids. Gene Ontology annotation, molecular function: protein binding; mannosyltransferase activity. NCBI's taxonomy places the organism in Eukaryota, Metazoa, Chordata, Mammalia, Primates, Hominidae.